GAGAAGUGCUGGAGGAGAGGAGGAGGGCACAAAGGCUGUGCCGACAUGUCCCAUCACUGCUCGCUCACAGCAGAAAACCUUUUCACCUGCCAGGAGCUAUCACUAGACAAGGCAACACUGGAUGUUUUUUGACCCUGAAAAUGAACUUUAGGAGGAUUUUCCUAGUCAAGUGCUUGCUGCUUUUAUUUCCCACUGUAAAAUGCUCCAGCACCAGUUGGAUUUACAAGGCGGUGAACGAGACAGCUCUUCUCAGCAUCACUGCUCCUGGGAACAUCUACGAGGCAACAUGGAGGAGAGAGGGACAAAGGCUGGUUCAGAUCAAAGAUAACAAAGCUAGGCACUUUGUGAACAAGGAGCAGUGCAGGUGUGCCAUACUCCGGAACGGGACGCUGCAAAUCCAGCGCGUGGAGAAAGCAGACAGCGGAAACUACACGGUGAUGGUUUAUCAGAAGGAUGGAAAACUGAAGGCGGAAGAAAAUGUAAUAUUCUUUGUUCAGGAAUCUGUCCCUCAGCCAAUCCUCACCGCUGAAUGCAGGAAUAAAAGUGUAUCUGUCAAGUGUGAAGCAAAAGAGAAGGCCAAGAAUGAAGCAAAAGAGAAGGGCGAGGAUGAAACAUUUAUAAUAGAACUGACUCAACCCAAUGGCAAAAAAAUCCGAAAGAACGCAACACUGCUGGAAUGGCACGGGUGGAAUUCAGGGACGUUCCGAUGCGUUGCUAAGAACCAAGUCAGUGAAAAAAUGGCUGAAAAAGCAAUUAAAUGCUCAGGUAAGAUGGACUUUUAUCUCAUCUUAGGCAUAGCAGGAGGUGCAGUCUUCUUUGUCAUCUUUGUGAUUUGUCUUAUUUAUUGUAUCAGAAGGAAGAAAACAAAAAGGAAUGAAGUUUAUGAGGAGGAGCGAGUGAUGCAGACUCUGCCCAUGGAGCGUGAGAAUGGGAUGCGGGAGCUGCCUCAGCCUCCAUCCAGGCCCACCCCGAGGCAGCUGCGAGUGCAGCAGCGGCCGCUGCCCCCGCAGCCCCAGGAGCCCCAGCAGCCACGGCCCCAGCCACGGCCCCGCACGCAGCCACGGACUCCAAACCUCCCGAGACAAAGGCCCUGAGAGACAUCCUGGGAGGAUGGAUGCUGGUCUCUGCUCCACCAUUCACUGGGAAAAGAAAGUUCCUGACAGCCAGGAGCCCCUCCUGCCCAGCCCUGUGUAAUGCUCAGCUAUGAAAAGGCGGCUUUCAUUGCAGAAAAUUAGAGACAGCACCAAAUGGAGAUGAGGAGACUCAAAGUGAUGGGCAUUCAUCCCUGUGGCCAUUCUUCCAUGGGUGUCUUCAUGUUAGGAUAUGGAGCACUCAGCCCUGAAACUGUGUCUUUCUGUGGUUCAGUUGUUUUCACUGCACCUUGUUGUCUUCAUGCUUUUUGGAUGGUUUUCACCAAGAAGAAGCUAAAGCUCUACUGAGACAAAACAGACCUAUGGAUUUUACACAAUUUCAUCUCCUGCUACACAGUAGGACAGCUCUCUGGCUUCAGCAUCAAAUACAUGGCCUCCUGGAACAAAAAUUAGUUGUAUGUAAUUAAAUAUUUGUAAGAAGUUGAAAGGAUUUUUGUCAUAUAAUGCAGAGAAAAAAAAUAUUGAAAGGACGUGUGAGAACAUUGAAGGACCUGUGUCGGAAAAACACAAAUGAGAAAGGGAGAACUUUUUCCUUUUCUACAUUUCCCUUUCUUCACUGUGUUUAGAAAAGAAACUGUAGGCUUGAAUUGCAGCAGUUAGGUCAGUAUUUAUUUUUGUUUUUAAUGAAACACUGAGAGAGAUUUCUGGGAGAGGUUCUCCAGCAUUGGGGUUUCAAAGAGUGGGUGAGAAAACAUUCUGUGAAGCCUUUUUGUUCUGACAAGGGCCAGGAGAACAUGCUACACCGCCUCUUCAGGGACAAUUUAAACUCAGUCUUCUGUGACUUUUAGGCAAAUAAAGCAAACCUUUAUUCUCAGCAUAAGACUGUGUGGCUAUACAGACAAAUUUUCUUUUGCUUAGGAGAGAUCUAGUCUCCUUUGGCAUGUGGAACAAAGCAUUAUAAACUGCCAGCCAGUAGGAUUACUGGUGGCACUGUGUGAAUUGUCAGGGGUUCACAUCUCAGGGUCUCCUGCUGAGGGCGAAGGACUGUGUCUCUUGAUUUUGCUGGUAACACCUCAGGUAUAAUCAGGGGAUGGUGAGAGCUGCUGAGAGAUCUUCAUCCCCAAGGGAGAAGUUGGACUGCAGUAAGUGCACCUGCACCACCUUCCACGUGCUGGACGCUGCUUGCUCUUCUGGGCCUUGGGGUGUCCAUAAGUGCCUCUGCAGGACAGCUGAGGAGCUGAGAGCACAGGCAUGGUUUAGAGCAGUGUCUGCAUGGGUACACUGACCCAUCUGGGGUAAAAGGCAGGGCAGGUGAAGGAGGAGAGAGCUACAGGAGCCACAGAGCACGAGACAUCCAGCCAGCUAGCUGAUGUGUCAGGCAGAAGAGCACCCAAUGCCUCCUUCAGACUGGCAUAUCCCACAGCUGACAGGGGAUAUAAAACAGCCAUGCUUUGUUUCUCCUGAGAAAUAUGACUAUUUUUAUUUUCUGGUAUAAGGGCAAGGAGGCAACUUGUCAUGAAAAGGAAGCCUCUGCCUCCUCUAGAGUUCUGUCGCUUCACUUGAACUCUGACAGUGGGAACAGCCCUGGGAGUGCCACUUGCUCUCUUGCCUUCGCUUUCUGCAGCUGAUUUUUGGGCUUUUGCUGUUUAAAAUUGCAUUUGGUAAAUGUUUCAUGGUUUAUUUUGUAAAAUACCAUAUGCUAUACCCCUGUACUGAAUAAAUAAAGAGAAGACUGGGUGCAGAGGAUCUUA
Taeniopygia guttata (zebra finch) is the source of this 2842-nucleotide messenger RNA. It is a transcript of the gene CD2, whose product is annotated as CD2 molecule. The record is from RefSeq and is a predicted model, not a curated record. Gene Ontology annotation, cellular component: membrane. Lineage: Eukaryota; Metazoa; Chordata; Aves; Passeriformes; Estrildidae.